Messenger RNA from Poecilia latipinna (sailfin molly), 908 nucleotides. RefSeq names its product proline-rich protein 15-like. The coding region runs from base 317 to 682 and encodes 121 amino acids. NCBI's taxonomy places the organism in Eukaryota, Metazoa, Chordata, Actinopteri, Cyprinodontiformes, Poeciliidae. The record is from RefSeq and is a predicted model, not a curated record. The transcript has 2 exons.
CAUUUUACCGAAGACCGGUUUAGAAAGCAAGCGAACUGUUUGGCAAGAGCGACAAUAAAAGCCAUACAAAGUGUUUGGUGCGGGGUGUUUGAAGUGUCUUCUGCUUGAAAAUGGAUUGCUCAUCGACCAUUUGAAGGAUUGUUGUCACUUCUGAUUCUAGGUCUGUGGUCUAAGAAGAAGAAGAAAAAAGACACGGCGUCCUAAAAGCUUUGGAGAUAUCUUAGGACUGUUAAUAAUAUAAUUUGCCCAGCUCCAACUCCCUUUAACUGUUACCAUCUUUCUUUCCCACAACUCAGGCCCCAACCGCCAGUUCAAGAUGGCAGAGAAGGUCCCAUGGUGGAAGGUGUUCAUCCCAAAGAAAAAGAGUGCGGAUCCUUACGGCUUGGGCCCAGACUUCAACCCUUUCGCCCAGCAACCGGACAGGCUGAAAGACCCGUCUUCUUCGUCCAAGACCGCCACCACCACCGACCAGACCAUCCCCGCGCAGGGCUCCAGCUUGCUCAGCGACGAAACCUUUGACGACUCCAAGCUGGAAUCGGUGUUCAACGAGCAGACGUGCCGCAGGAACAUGAAGGUUUCCCGCUCGGGUCGGUUCAAGGAGAAGAGGAGGCCGCGAUCGACCCUGCCCAUCGAGGAGAAGGGGAGGGAAGCCGCAGCGGCAGGGAGGGAGGACAAACGGUGACCCUGGGAAGAGGGGUGUGUGUGUUUGUCUGUGUGCGCGUGUGUAAAAAAAGACUGCUUCACAGUAUUGCUUCAAAAGAAGGAGUGGGAUUUAAAUAGCUGAAGGAGCUUUGGUCUCAUGAGGCAUUGUACUGUACAGAGUGCUGGGGAUGAUGUUCACCUGGGUUUUAUAUCAAUAACGCAGAAUUCUGAAUACGAGUUCAAAUAUAUUUUUGAGAUUUAAGACA